UUUCGAGAUAGUGAUGAAGUGUAACAGCAUUUUCCGUUUUCUGAUCCAUGUGUUUUACUUCAUAUAAUAUUGUAAUUAUAAAGAAUUAUCUUGUUUUUAAAUAAUUGUUUGUUGGUAAAAAUGUAUAAAAACAAAAAAGAUGUUGACAUACACGUGGAAAAACUAAUGUCGAAAUUAUCGCUGAAAGAUUUCAAAGCCAGAGCAUACUCGAUCGCGCGGUUAUAUUUUGAAGUGGGCGACUACGGAAGCUGCCAAAAAUAUGUGGAACAAUACCUUACCCACAAAGCUAACAAUGCAGCAGCCCACAAACUUCUCGGCCAAACUUUUCAAAAAAUGGGAUUCAAAGACAGAGCUUUUGAAGAAUUUAAAAUUUCACUUGAUUUAGAUCCAGCUCAGACAAGUAUUAUUUUAGAUAUAUGUGCAAUCCUAGUUGAUGAUGAUACUAGUAUUGACGCUGGAAGAGCAAAGUACUGGUGUGAAAAAGCAGAAGCAACAUUUCCAAAACAUCCAAUUACAUUUAAAUUAAGAGAAAAACUUCUUACCAUUGCUAAUCCUGAUCCUGAAGCAUUGACCAAACUUCUAACGUCAGAACUCUUGGCUAGGCCUAAAGAUGCAGUUCUACAUUUUCGCUUAUUGAAGCAUUAUUUGGAUACCAAUAAAAUGAAGGAAGCAUUUGACCAUUGCUGUAAUGUGGAGUUUGCAAAACCACCAUUUUUGAAUAACUUUGCAUGGUAUGAAACCAUGUCUGAAGUUCUCAAACGCAAUUCCAAUAAGAGUAAUGAUUGGUUAUUUCAACUUCUAUUACUGACUGUCAAGGAGAGGCUUUGUACACUGAGUCUCACGGAAAUACCACAGGGUCAGUGCAAAAGUCUAAUUGAAUCUAGAGAACUUCUUAAUGACUAUGAUCAAUCAAUUGCCAGUGUAACAAAAGCUGGUCCUACACCAGGGUUAGCUGAAUUUCAUACUAGUCUAUUACAACAUCACCGUGCCCAAUUCUCAUUCCUAGCAGCAACUUUUAUACUGAAAAAAGCUAAAAAAGAUCAAUUGAACUGGCAUGAUGCUACAAAAUUAUCUUCAAUAUUAAUGCUGGUUUCAUGGCAAUCAUCACCUAUAAGUCCCAAUGUUAAUUGGCUUACUGGUGCAUCAGAAAAACAAAGAAUAGCUGUAUUACGAUGGUUCCUUGAAGGAACUUAUAGGUGUUCACAAUCUGGUUACUUCAUCUUUGCUAACCACCAGGAUAAAACCCAGUUAUUUUUAAAUCAAAUAUCCCAAUUUUGUUCUGGAAAAAAUUGGAAAGAUAAAAUUUAUGACAACUUAUUUGCUAGUGGAGACAAAAACAAAGCAGAGUCAUAUCUCACAUCUAAUUUCUUUAAUGCUCCAGCAUUAAGACUUCCUAGAAAAGUAGAAAUACAAGGAUAUGAUAUUGAUGCUCAAAAACAGUAUCCAAAUUCACUACACCAUUUUGUGUGGAUAUUAAUAAAUUACAAUGACUUUGCUGAUUUCAAAUGUACCAUAUUUGAUAUGCUUAAACCAACAAUGACAACUUGUGGUCCAGAGACCCUAAACAAGUUAGACAUUUUAGCUUUUCUAUACAGUGCUGCUAUAACUGCUCAAAAGCAAAAAAGUAAACUUAAUUAUAUUCCAGCUGAUGCUCCAGUUAUCAUACCGGCCAAUAUAACAGACCUGCUCUGCUCACUGCCACAGAUUAAGUGGUGGGAUUGUGCAUAUAAAUUCAGUCAAAAUGAACUGGGUACUGAGUAUACAGAUAUCCGUUCAACACUAACCAGAGGAAUUGAGGUUGUAAGAUGUAUUGACAACCAUGGCCUAGAUCCUGAACUGUUAUGUACCCUUGGACGUAUAUUUGAUAAACUGUCUCAACUUGCAUCACUUGAAGAGAAAAAUGUAUAUGAAUCUAGGGCAAAAUUAUAUUACACUUCAGCAAUACCACUUUUAGAAAAGUUGAAAAGUAAAUCUGUUAUCAAAUUACCAGCACAGAGAUUAUUUGAUUAUACACACAAAGAAUUUGAUAAUAAAGGUUUAAAUAUACUAUUACAAGAGAGUAAGCUUUUUGUAGCUUUAAGCCAUUACAAUGAAUGUGAGUAUGUAAAAGCUAUUGAAAUAUUAUCUGAUUUAACUACUGCAGAUAGUUUUUAUUAUCUUAGUGAAUCAUACAAAAAACUGGCAGAUGAAGAAAAGAGCACAUCAAGAUUUAACGAAAUUAAUUCCAAAUAUGCAACAUUAUUAGAUAAAGCCAAACUUUAUGCUUACAAAGCACUCGAAACAAUUAAGGAAAAAGAAUCUUAUAAAACAUUGCCAUUGUAUUCAUACAUCCAAGGCUUAAUUGAAAAUACAGAAUCUAGUCUUGGCAAGAUAGACAAAAAUUUAUCAGUUUCGCUUUUGAAUGAUGGCGAUAGAAGAUAUUCUUCUGAUGAGAAUGUAUCUGAAAUUGAAAAUGUUCCUUUAGUCUCCAAAAGUAUUUCUCAAUUUAGUCGCAAUCUAAGUUCUACUCCAAAACAGUCAAGUAAACAGUUAUCAAAUAUGAAUUCAACAAAUUAUCGUACAGCUUUAGAUUCGCAAGUUUUCGACAACACUCAUAUUGAUCCGCAUCUGCUUGAUAGAAUUGAGAAACAGAUAAAAAAUCUUCAAAAAAGAGACUCGACUAUAGAUGAUUUUAUGGAACAAACAAAGAAUUGGUUUGAUGAAAACAGAAAAUUAGGAAAUCAAAUUAUAAAUACGAUUCAUUCAAAUAUAGAAAAUACUACGGAACAAUUUAAGCUUCUAAAAAUAUCAGUUGACCAAGUUAAGGAUCAAGUUUCUGAAUGUAGAAAUGAAUGUAAAGAUGUUGCUGAUUUGAAAAAACAAAUUGCUGAACUUAAAAAGGAAGUAAACAAGUUGAAGAAAUCAUCUUCAGAACAGACCCUCAACGAAAGUGAUCUUUAUAACCUGGAUGAGGAAUACAGGGCAAAUGAAAAUGCGUCUACUUUCGGGAAUCAGAUGCCAUUUGCUACACCCCAAGUUAUGCCUCCAUUCACGCAAAGACUAGUACCCCCAUUUCCAGUACCACCUAAUCCAUAUCAUUUAUAUGGUCAAAAUCUUUAUAAUCUAUAUAAUCAAUACUCUCAACUAACCCAAAAUUCUUCAGUCCCUGGUGCACCAACCAUGUUCGAUCCAAACAGAGCUCCAGUGAAUUAUCCAGGUGUUUAUCAAACUCCUGACCAAAUGUACCUUGAUGUUUCUCAGUUGAUUCCACCUACAAUACCACCUACUCCUGCUGUAGUUCAACCCGUUCCUAAUGUACCUCCUAUAUCAAAUGUUUCAUCAACAAUAGCAAAUUCUGCAUCAAUUCCUUCUAGUAAGGUUAUUCAACAAGUUUCGGAUGUUAAAACUUCCUCUCGAACAUUGCCUGUGAAUGUAGUGAUAACAUCUUCCGAUCCACUGCCUACUACCUCUGCUCCUGCACCAAUACUGAGUGUGACAAUACCUCAAAAACACAUAAAAGGAACUCCACACAACUAUCAAAUCCCAAUGCCUAUUAAUACUGAAACUAGUUCAGCAGCUCCACCAGUUUUUAAUUUUCCAUCAAAUACUAAAAUGACAACACCAAAUAUAACUACAUCUACUUCAAGCAAUAUUCUUUCAAGUUGGAAUAAGCCAGGUACUUUAACAACAAACCAAAAUACUAAUUUCUUAGGCCUGAAUGAUUCUUCCAAGUCAGCAGGCGAUGGGAUAUUUACAUUGUCUUCGCCAAAUACUAGUUUAAAUAAAUCAAGGACAUUAUCUGAAAGGAGCAAUACCUCAAUAGAAAAUUAUGAUCCUUGUCCAGAUUUUAAACCAAUUAUACCAUUACCAGCUGAAGUUAAAGUAACUACAGGUGAAGAAAAUGAGACUGCAAUAUUUUCUGCUCGUGCUAAAUUAUUUAGAUUUAUAGAUAAGCAAUGGAAGGAAAGAGGUAUAGGGGAAAUGAAACUUCUCAAACAUAAUGUCACAGGAAAAGUAAGAGUACUAAUGAGAAGAGAACAAAUCCAUAAGAUUUGUGCUAACCAUAUAAUCAUACCUGAAAUGGAAAUCAAACCUAUGAAAAAUGAAACUAAGGCAUACUUUUGGGUUGCUAAUGACUUUGCAGAAGAAACAGUUAUCCUAGAGAAAUUCUGUAUAAGAUUUAAAUCUGUUGAGAUUGCACAAAACUUUUAUGACACUUUUGAAAAAGCACGAAUUGAAAGUUCAGCUAUUGCCGGCAGUGUUACGAAAACAAAUGAAGUAACUAAAACCACAACUACCACAACAGUGACAAAAACUGAAACAAAAUCUGAGACAAAGGAAUCACAACCAACAAAAACAGUAAUUGGAGGAUUUACAUUUAGUACUACACCUUCAUUUAAAACAGUUACAGAAACUGCAAAAGAGGAAACAAAAACAGUAGAACCGGUGACAACCAAGGUUAGUGUCUUCAGUGGAUUAACAUUUAAACCAGCAAAUAGUUCUCCAUUUACCAACGCUUUCAGUUCAAUAUCUAACCAAAAAACUGACACACCAAAAGACGAAGAAGCAUCACACAAACUAAAUACUUCAGAUACUAUUGAGGAAUUUGAACCAACAGUUGAUUUUAAACCAGUUGUACCUUUACCAGCUUUAGUUGAUCAAAAGACAGGGGAAGAAGACGAAAUAAUAUUAUUUGAGCAUAGAGCAAAAUUGCUAAGAUUUGAUGCAAGUAAUAAAGAAUGGAAGGAACGUGGUUUAGGAAAUAUAAAACUAUUGGUCCAUAAAGAUAAUAAUCAAAAGUUACGCUUGCUUAUGAGAAGGGAACAAAUUAUGAAAGUUUGUUGUAAUCAUGCAGUUACAAAAGAAAUUACUUUCCAAAAGAUGCCGAAUAUGGAUAAAGCUGUUACAUGGUGUGCCAAGGAUUUUUCAGAUGGUGAAUUAAUACCAGAAACUUUCUGCUUACGCUUUAAAAACGUGCAAAUUUGUGAUGAUUUUAUGGAUGCUGUAAAAACAGCACAAUCUCGAUUAGGUGAUGAUAUGAAAGCUGCUAAAGAAGAAAAGAAUAUUGCCCAACAAAAUAACCAAAGUGGAUUUGGUGAUCAAUUCAAAUUAAAACCAGGAUCAUGGGAAUGUACUGCAUGUUAUACAAAUAAUUUAGAAAGCUUUACAAAAUGUGCCUGCUGUGAAACACCAAAACCCCAAGAUAUUAAAGAAAAUGUUAAUUCCACAUGGGGUGAUAAAUUUAAAGCAAAACCUGGGACUUGGGAAUGUAAUCAGUGUCUUAUUCGUAAUCAAGGCGAUGGCGUAAAUUGCAUUGCUUGCAAUAGUCCUAAAGAGCCGCAUUUAACUAAGGCUGACUCUAAUCUAAUAAAAGAAAAUGUUCCAAAAUUCAAUUUUGGUAUAAAUCCUCAAGUGUCAACUACAAAAGAAUCAGUUCCCAAUAAGCCAAUAGCAUCUGGGUGGGGUGAUAAGUUUAAACCCAAAGAAGGUUCAUGGGAAUGUAAACAAUGUUUUGUUAGAAAUGAAAAAGAUGUUGAAACAUGUCCAGCAUGUAAUAGUUCAAAAGACCCAGGCUCUAGCAGUACUGAAGUCAAAUCCAUAUUCAGUAACACCUCUACCCCAAAAUAUACUUUUGGCAUACCUCAAAAGUCCAAUGAACCAAAUAAUGUAUCAACAUCCUCACUUUUUAACGCAAAUGCUUCCCAGACAUUUAAGUUUGGUAUUUCGCCUAACAGUGAUUUCAGUAUUAAGGCAUUUGGUGAUAAUUCAAAAAAUUCUGUAUUCAGUGAUGUUCAAGCAAAUAUUAAUUCAAAUAAAAAUGAAAAAGACCUCCCUGCUCAAAAACCAGCUUUAUUACCAACACCUUCAAAUGCAAUCACAUUUGGAUCAAAAGAGGGUGGUACAUUUGAUUUUGCAUUUAAGCCCAAGUCACCUGUGAAAGGCAAGAGUCCUCUUAAAUCUCCAAAAAGUAUUAAAGGGGAAGAAAGUGGAGAUGAUGAAUAUGUGUCAGAAGAUGAAGGAGCCCAUAUUCAUUUCAGUCCUGUAAUUCCUAUGCCUGAUAAGGUUGAAGUUGUAACUGGUGAAGAAAAUGAAGAAGAACUAUAUGGUCAUAGAGCAAAGUUAUUCAUAUUUACUGCAAGCGAGUGGAAAGAACGUGGUAUAGGAAUUGUUAAAAUAUUAAAACAUAAGGACAGUGGCAAGUUGAGGAUUGUAAUGCGCCGUGAACAAGUUCAUAAAAUUUGUCUCAAUCAUGUUUUAUCUCCGGAUGUCAUUUAUAAGCCAAAAGAUGAAAAAACAUGGCUGUUUGCAGCCAAUGACUAUAGUGAUGGAGAUUUGCAACUUCAACAAUUUUGUCUUAGAUUCCAAAAUAAAGCUAUUGCACAGCAAUUUAAACAGGAAGUUGAUCAAGCUAUCAAAAAUAAAUAUGGUGAUGUAGUAGAAAACAAAGAUGUAGUUAUAAAAGAGGAUGAGGUAAUUUUUGUAUCUGAAAUACAAGCAUCUUCUGAAGAAAAGCAAAAGGCCAAAGAACUGAUGUUACCAGAAAACUUUUAUACCUACAAAAAUAAAAGCCCAUGUGAAGGUUGUCGAGGUUGUGAAGACGACGAUGAAAAAUCGGAACAAGCAGUAAAAUCUCAAUCGCAAUCUGACGAUUACAACAAGGAUGAAGCUGACGCAACAACUCCUAUAAAAUCAUCAGUUGUUAAUUUAAGAAGUAGUUCUAGUAGCUAUGGUACUCCCUUAGCCUCUAACAAGACAAUGGAUAACUCUAUUUUCCAAACACCGUUAGGAAACACAGGUCCCUAUAAUGAAAAUAAUUCACCCUCUACAUUGCAGAAUGCAUUAACUGGAAACAAACUUAACAUGUUUGGUGGGCUUUUUAAAAACCAACCUUCCACAGACUUAACUUCUAGUGAAAGUAGUGUAAUUAAACCAGUAAAUUUUGUCAGUGCUGGCUUUGUACAGACUCCUACUACUGGUACAAAAAGCUCUAUUUUGGCCGCUCCUAAGUUUAACGCUCUAAAUACCACUGGAGAACAACAGAACACUGCACCGAAAGUAUCAUUUGGUUCUGCUGAACCCAAAAGUUUGUUUGGGUCAUCCGAGCCAAAAAAUUUAUUUGGUUCUGCAACAGGAAAUGUACCAACCAGCUCACAAAAAAGCAUCUUCUCUAACUCGGGCAUGUCAACAAAUACAUCGAUAUUUAAAGCUACAUUAAAUAAAAGCAAUGAACCAAAUGAUUCUGAUGUAAAAUCAGUAUUUUCUGUUGAUGAACAAAAGCCAAUUAAUUUGUUCAGUGGAUCAUCACAAGGAAGUUUAUUUGGUCCAACGGUGCUAAAAACAAACGAAACCAAACCUUCAGGUGGAAUAUUUGGCCAAUCUUCUACUUUUUCAUUUGGUAAUUUAAAUCCUAAUGCUCAAGAUGCUACCAAGUCUGCAACUAGUGAAAAAUCGUCUAUAGCUCAUAACCUUUUUAAUACCCAAGAAAAAGGCACUGUUGGGGCAAAAAGUUUAUUUGCAGCAGCAAAUUUGGACACAAAACCUAUUAAUAAAUCUGAUAACAAUGGCCAACCCAAAGAAGCAUUAAAGAUACCUGAUGUUUGCUUGUCAUUUGCAGAAUUAUCUUCGAGUACAAGCGAAUUUGCCAUUCAAAAAAAAGCCGAUUUUAAAUGGGAAGGUGCUGGGCAACAGCUUUUUGUUAGUGCAUCAGGCAAAGAGGAGGGUAAAAGUGGUAAUGAUACAGCCGAAAAAUCUAAUACGAGCGCCACUGGCGAAGAUGAAUAUGAUCCGCACUAUGAGCCCAUAGUUCCACUGCCAGAUAAAAUUGUUGUUACCACUGGGGAAGAAGACGAGGAAAAAUUAUUUGGCGAACGCUGUAAAUUAUACCGCUUCGAUGAAAAAACUCGUGAAUGGAAAGAACGUGGUAUUGGGGAAAUGAAAAUAUUGUAUCAUCCAGAGAGAAAAACAUAUCGUUUGCUACUCAGACGGGAACAAGUGCACAAGGCGGUAUUGAAUAUGUUGCUAUUCAUGGACCUGGAGCUAUUUCCUAUGAAGAAUUCAGAUCGUGCGUGGACGUGGGCUGGUCGUAAUUACGCAGAUAGCGCGGGUGAACAGGAGACUCUUGCUGUGCGUUUCAAGUCUGUUGACUUGGCCACUAAGUUCCAGGAAAAAGUACUUGAAUGUGUUCGGAAACUACAAGUAGCUGCUGCUGAAGCUAUACGCAAAGAGAAAGAAGCAAAUGAAAACCCCGUCGGAGGUAUUGCCCCACUUAGACUUCCUAAGCAUCUACAGGACAGUGCACGAGCUGAUAAAGCAAUGUCUUCAUUGAGUUCGGCUUUUGGUCAAUCCAGUACGACUUCGCAAAAUAGAGAUAGGAGUACAGAAAAUGACAAUAAACAAAAUGGUAUAUUUCAAAGUUCGGAUUCAAGUGCAGGCCUUAAACAAGUGCAUUUUGAAGAACAACAGGAACAAGAUGAGGAUGAAGAAGAUUAUGAACACGAUUAUGAUGAACAUGCUGGUGAUUCAGAAGAUUAUUACAAUGAAGAAGAGGAGGAAGAGUCAGCGGUGUACUACGCGUGCGACGGCGAGGUGGCUAUCGAGGAGGAUGGCGCGCAGAGCACGUGCAAGGACGCGCACGUGCAAGUGCUGUUCGACAACGACGUGUGCUCGCCCAAGAUACUCGUCACCGAUUCCAAUACCGGCGAAAUACUCGCCGACAUGCUUAUACACACCGAUACAGAGUUUCAGAUUAUUGGUGACACAUGCUCUUGGUCAGGUAUAGAUUACACAAGAAACACGCCGGCUGACAAGAAGGUUACUGUCUAUUUUCCCGAUAGUGAGACUACAAUGGAAUUCUAUGAUAGUUGUGAGACCAGUAAAGCGUCCACCUAUGUAUCAAAUGAUCCCGAGUCUUAAAUAUUUUAGCGUAGUUUCUGUCUUGUAUAAUUUUAGCUAUGUAAUUCGACUAGUUGUAGUAUUAUAAAUAAGGGUUGUGAAGUUCGGUGUAUGUCUUGUAGUAAAGUAUUAUGUUUUGCUCGAAGCGUGUUUUUUUUUAUUUUUGACAAAUGCGGAAAAUCUGUGUGUCUUUUUUUUGAGGCGUUAUAGAAAUUUAUUAAGUAGCAAGCUGCAGUUGAUUUUUGUACAGUUCUAAAUAUUAUUUUCUCUGCUUUCGUAUUUUAAUAAUAUCUUGCCCAGUGUUUAUUGCUAAUAAAUAAUAAUACAAUUAUUUUCAAUUUCAAUCAUUGCAGCUUGAUUAAACAUUAGUUUUGACAAUCAGUGUAAUAUUAUUAUAAUUGUUAAUUGUAAUAUCAUAUCUCUCCAAUCAAGCAUAUUUUUCAUUUAUCAACAAGAAGAUCUGAUCAAUGUUUGUUGAUUUUUCCUUUAAAAGGAAAUAUUUAAGUAUCUAAUGUGAUGUUAUAAAUUAAUAUUGUGUAAAUUAUUAUUAUUGAUUUUAUUGGUCAGGUCUUUUUGAUUAUUUUAUAAGUACAUACUUGCAAAAAUAUGUUGAUUUCCAUGUGCAUUGAACAUCAAUUUCGUGAAAUAAUCAUGGUGGCAAAGAGAGGCUCGGAAUUUGAACGAUAACAUGAGAAAGUAAGUUCCGGGUGACAGAUAUACAAGAUUUUAUUAUCAAAAACAAUAAUUGUUAACUACAUACGCAAGGCACAUUUGAGGAAUAUUUCCUUUUCUCGUUUGAAUUGUAAAUUAUGCUACUUAUUAUAUUAACUGCAAUAAAAUACUUAAUACGAA
Messenger RNA from Colias croceus (clouded yellow), 9723 nucleotides. RefSeq names its product E3 SUMO-protein ligase RanBP2-like. Gene Ontology annotation, biological process: intracellular transport. Gene Ontology annotation, molecular function: GTPase activator activity; protein binding. The record is from RefSeq and is a predicted model, not a curated record. The coding region runs from base 121 to 8892 and encodes 2923 amino acids. The transcript has 11 exons. Gene Ontology annotation, cellular component: cytoplasm; nuclear pore. NCBI's taxonomy places the organism in Eukaryota, Metazoa, Arthropoda, Insecta, Lepidoptera, Pieridae.